Messenger RNA from Impatiens glandulifera, 1371 nucleotides. Its product is annotated as protein DOWNY MILDEW RESISTANCE 6. The transcript is spliced from 4 exons. NCBI's taxonomy places the organism in Eukaryota, Viridiplantae, Streptophyta, Magnoliopsida, Ericales, Balsaminaceae. The coding region runs from base 63 to 1085 and encodes 340 amino acids. The record is from RefSeq and is a predicted model, not a curated record.
CCAAGUCAUCACUCUCAUCUUCUUUUCAUUUUAAUUUAUGGUCAUCGGCGCCGGCCGAUGGGAUGGACACAAAAGUCAUAUCCACCGGAAUCCCAUAUACCACUGUACCCGAAUGUUAUAUCCGACCCGAAUCCGAACGACCCAAAUUAUCUCAAGUACAAGAAUGUGAAGAUAUACCCAUCAUCGACCUCGGAUCCUCCGACCGAACCCUAACCAUCCAACAUGUUGGCUAUGCUUGCCGUCACUUUGGUUUUUUUCAGGUAAUAAAUCAUGGAGUAUCAAUGGAAAUGGUGGAGGAAAUGUUAAAAGUGGGAUUGGAAUUCUUCAAUUUACCAGUGGAAGAAAAAAUGAAACUUUAUUCAGAUGAUCCAACAAAGACGAUGAGACUUUCAACAAGUUUUAAUAUUAAAAAAGAAAAAGUUCAUAAUUGGAGAGAUUACUUAAGGCUUCAUUGUUAUCCUCUUCACAAAUAUGUUCAUGAAUGGCCUUCUCUCCCCACUUCAUUCAAGGAAAUAGUGAGCAAAUAUUGUGAAGAAGUGAGAAAUGUGGGAUUCAAAAUACAAGAGCUAAUAUCGGAGAGUUUAGGCCUCGAGAAAGACUAUAUAAAGAAUGUCCUUGGCGAGCAAGGACAGCACAUGGCGGUUAACUUUUACCCGCCAUGCCCCGAGCCUGAACUCACAUACGGUUUACCCGCCCAUACUGACCCAAACGCCCUCACCAUUCUCCUUCAGGACCCGAGUGUCUCGGGUCUUCAAGUACUUAAAGACGCCAAAUGGUUGGCUGUCAAGCCCUACCCUGGCGCUUUCGUCAUUAAUCUUGGUGACCAAAUUCAGGCGUUGAGUAAUAACAAGUAUAAGAGUGUGUGGCAUAGGGCAACCGUGAACAAUGAAAGGUCUAGGUUGUCGGUAGCCUCGUUUCUUUGCCCCGAGGAUUGUGCGAUGAUUAGUCCGCCAAAGAAGCUAACCGAGGAGGAUAUGUCUGGAGCUGUGUAUCGAGAUUUCACUUAUGGAGAAUACUACAAAAAAUUUUGGAGUAGGAAUCUAGAUCAAGAGCAUUGCUUGGAACUCUUCAAAAACUCAGAAUAAGUAUAAGUUUGUCUCUAUGUUCAAUUCUCACGAAGAACAACUUAAUUUAAAUAUCGGUUAUGAUAUCAGUUCAAGAAAUUACCACGACCAUAAAUCAUGGUCACAAAAAGAGAUAGUGUAAAUCAUCUCUUGUUGACAAUCUCUUGUUGAAAAUGCAUAAAAAUAUAAAAUAAUUCAAAAUCAUUUCAAGCAUUAAGUAAGGAAAAGAAGAAGAUAAGUGAAUAUUUAAUUAUGUUUGUAUUACUAUUUGAUCUUAUUGUUGUAAUAAAUGUAUUUAAGCUUAUUU